GGAAAGGAUACCUUACGUUCCCUUCUCCGUAAUGCUAAUAUCCAAGAAAAACACGAAGGGGCUGCUUAUAAAUGCACUGGAAUGAACAACAUUACCGGCUGGUCGAGUAAAAAAUCAGGGUAUAUUGACCUGAUUUAUAGCUGUGAGUUAUUUAAUUUCUUAUUUCUAAUACAACACACGGAUUCGCAAAACUACCUCCUUUCAAUCAGGUUCUUAAAAAAAAACAUAAUACCAUGUUUCCCCUGUAAGCAAUGGAAAGUAUCCCAUUAAGACUAAGAGGGACAGCUCAUUCUCUCUUGAUUAAGACGGAAUUAAAUAUUGGCUGUUUCAUAUUUCAAACAACAUAUUAACUUAUUGCUAACUGAAUUUAAAAAAAUGUAACUGAAAAUUUCGUGCCACCUUCCUCCUCCAUUCAGAAUAAAUGGACGCUGGAAUUUUUGUUUGUUUACCCCUCGGGCCACAAGGGAUAAGUAAAUAAGUAAAUAAAUAAAUAAUGAUUUAGUGGCACUAGCUCAUCCACAAAGUGGUUCUUUGUCUACCAUUCUGGCUCAAAUUUACCCUGCGCAGCUGGUGGGAUUAACGUGGGAGUGAUGUGUUGUUUUGGUGGCAAUGGCGGAAUAAGGGUGAGAACCAACAAACUCAACCUGGCCGGCCACAUAUGAAGUUGCCUGAGGAAUCAAGCACAGGACAGUCAUUAAUGAGAGGGGGUGUUCUCACCUGAAAUUCAGUAGAACCUCUAUAUAACGAAGUCCUCGGUAUAAUUCACAAUUAUUCCACUUAUUCCACGAGUGUGCGUUACAUAUAAGAUGGUAGGGGAGCCAACGAGACGCGUAGCACCGAGUUGGCUUUAAUCAUCUCAUAUCCAACAAGUGCUAGUGGAAUAAUUAUUCUAUUAAAAACGCCCAAAAAAUAUCGAGAAUUCUUCCCGACUUUAUCUGCAAACCAACCCACUUUCAUCUUGUUUUUAAUUUUGAGCAGACGCGUACAGUUACCAUAUUUGAAGAGCAUGGUAUAACGGCUCAUAUACCAUGAUGGCUAAGCCAAUCAGAGCUCUAGAAUUGCAUUAUCCAAUGAUUCAAUUUUUAAUAAUAAGCGAUAUUCUCCUCCCCAGAAAUAAUACAGUCAAGCCCCGCAAAUCCUGACACUAAAGGGGCCGUACUGAGAAAGAGUCCGUAUUAACGGGGUCAGCUUAUUAAGCGGGUAGAAAAUGUAAGGGCGUUCUGUCCCCAGGGAGAAAGCAAACUGUCCGUAACAAUGAGAUGUCUGUAUUGAGUGGGUUUCCAGACUUAAGCAGGGUUUGACUGUACAAUAAAUAAAAAGAACCUUAAUAUAACGGAACUUCUUUAUAGUGAGCAUAUUUUGCCAGUCCUUUGGGUCUUCGUUCAGCUGUUCGUUAUAUCGAGAUUCCAAUGUAAAGUGUUAUGUGGUUGUUAAAAAGAGAAAACGAGACGCCGAAUAGCUAUUGAAAUCAACCCUUAUUAGCACAGGCCAUAUUGGUGGGAGGUAAGAGAAGAUCAACCGUUCGUUGGAGCGUCUGUAACGACGGCGUGACGUGAGACAACUCGCAAAAGAGGGAACCAGUGGGAUAAACAAAAUCAACACGUGAAAACUACAAAGCGUUUUGAUGCCCCAUAUAUUAUCACAAAUACUCAGGAGGGGAGGGUAAGAGUAAGAAUGUUACCCCCUACGGUUGCACAAAAAAUGGUAACGAUUUUCAAAUAAUAUUUGCUCAUUAUAUCUUUUUAUCAUCUAAUACAGGUCUCUUGCCUAAGGCUCCGAAGAUUUCUUAUCGCGAGGUUUCGGUGACAGCCUACUCCAAUGUCAGUUUAAAGUGCGAAGUAGGUGUUAGGCCAAGCGACUGUUAUGACAAUUCUUUACAGUGGUAUUUUAACAACAGCUCAGGGGAAUUAAAAUUUGGUGAAAAGUAUGAUAUACAAGAAAGGAAAACCAACACCAAUGGUGAGAAUGAAAUCUUUUUUGCAUUAAAUGCAAAAAAGAUUUCAUUCUCACCAUUGUUAACGUUACUGAAGCAGACGAGGGAAUGUAUAAAUGUCAGUGGCUCUGCGACCGUCACUACCCCAGCUUUUCCAGGUCUUCAAUUAUCCAGCUGAAAGUAUUUCCUCCUUCAGAAGAAGGUACUGAUACUCCUGUGAUAUCUAAAGNUUCUUUACAGUGGUAUUUUAACAACAGCUCAGGGGAAUUAAAAUUUGGUGAAAAGUAUGAUAUACAAGAAAGGAAAACCAACACCAAUGGUGAGAAUGAAAUCUUUUUUGCAUUAAAUGCAAAAAAGAUUUCAUUCUCACCAUUGUUAACGUUACUGAAGCAGACGAGGGAAUGUAUAAAUGUCAGUGGCUCUGCGACCGUCACUACCCCAGCUUUUCCAGGUCUUCAAUUAUCCAGCUGAAAGUAUUU
Molecule: messenger RNA, 2412 nt
Organism: Porites evermanni
Lineage: Eukaryota; Metazoa; Cnidaria; Anthozoa; Scleractinia; Poritidae
Source: the annotation of a GenBank genome assembly